This is a messenger RNA of Staurois parvus, 2169 nucleotides long. The record is from the annotation of a GenBank genome assembly. Lineage: Eukaryota; Metazoa; Chordata; Amphibia; Anura; Ranidae.
CGAGGGGUGUCCAUUGACGACUUUCUUGAGGUUGACAAGAAAAAGGGAAAGGAGCCAAGUGGAUCUAAAGUUACUAUUGAAAAUGAGGAUGCUGGUGAAUUGCCUUUAGACACACAUUCAAGUAUUGCGCACAUAGAUCACAGUCGUAGCUCUAACCUGUCUGACAUUCUGGAAGAAGAGGAGUAUGAGGAAGAUGAAGAUUCUAGUGUUAUUCCCAGUGCCCAAAAGUGGGCUCAGACAUCCAGGAACCCAGCAGCAGAUAGCUCAGCAAAGCUGGACUGUUGUGAAACAGACAGUGAUGAGGAAAUUCUUGAGAGAAUCUUGGAUCUGCCUCUACAAAAGCAUUGCAGUAAAAAGCUGUUUAGUAUCCCAGAAGUGACAGAAGAAGAAGAUGAAGAAGAAAAUCCUGCCCCAUCAUCUUGCAAAGCUCCACUUUGUAAUGUGGAAAUCUCAAAAUGCCAUUAUGCGAAAACUUACAAAGCCUUUCCACAGAAACCAGUGGGUCCAACCUGUGCAAACCUUUAUACAGAACAAUGCUGUAAGGACUUAAGUGGAAACAGCAGUAAACCUGAAUGUUCUGUGGAUGACUGUGUCUUUCAGGACUGGCAGCAGAAAGCAGGAAGUUGUGUUUCCCAGUCUCCCCUUUACUCGGUAAAGUCAACUGUUUCUGAAAGCACAAUGUGGAAUGUCAAAAAGAACAGCAGUGUGAAUGAGAGAGCCCAUUGCAUGGCCGAAACAACUAGGAUGAAGCAGAGUGAAGGGAAAGAGCACUGCAGUCGCUUGUCUUCAAAUGCGAAGCAAGUUCUACUUUAUAAUUCUAGAGGCCAUGAUGUGAAAGAGCCAGUUUUCUCUGAUACAAACAGGGAAGUUUCCCAAGCUGGCCACAGAAGUAUAAAGGUUUCAAGAUCAUAUCAGAAGCGUAAGUCAUUUGUUCCCACAAAUGUGACAACAAAAUCUACUAGUACUUUUAGCAGUAGAAACUUGGAAAUUGAUAUUGAAUAUGAUACAGAGGAUGAAGAUGAUCUGUCCGUCCCAACUUACUAUGCCACACAGACUAAAGAUGAUAUUUGGGAAGACAGUUCCCAGACCGACAGGGAAGGAUGGAGUGAAAGCUCUGACUACUCUGAGCCUAUUAGGUUUACUAGAAUAAAGGAUAUUAAAAGGCAAUCUAAAGUGCAGACAGGAACCACAGACUGUCUAAAACGACACACAUCCCUACUACACAUUGAUCAAAUUCAUGGAGACCAGCAAGGCAGUGAUAAAGAGGAUCAAGGCAGCAGAACAGCAAGUAAUAAAACUAUGAGGACAGUCCGAUGGGAAGCUGACAGAAAGGAUGAGUGGAAUGAAGAACCAAAGGUGCCAUUACAUCCAGAUAAUACUGGAAAUGCAGUAUUAGAAAAGAAGUCGAGAUUAAAUCAUCUGGCCUCAGGCUCUGAACCAGAUGUUGCUGCCACACUUGCAGAGUGUCAUCAGGAUAAGGGUUUUCAAGAGAAAGAGAGCAUCUCACAAAGACAAGAAGUCGAUUCUAUAAGAAUGUUUGUAGCCCUUUUUGAUUAUGACCCAGAAACCAUGUCACCAAACCCUGAUGCAUAUAUGGAAGAGCUUCCAUUUAAAGAAGGACAAAUAUUACAGGUUUUUGGUGAUAAGGAUACGGAUGGAUUUUAUCAGGGAAAGCAUGGAGGGAGAACAGGAUACAUCCCCUGUAACAUGGUGUCUGAGCUACACAUAGAGACUGAAGAAGUUAGAAAAGAACUUUUGAGACAGGGCCGCCUAACAUCACCCUCAUUACUGAAUGACCUAGAUAAGCAUUUAAAAACUAGCAAAUCUGACUCGAGCAUCUCCAGAAAAAUGGUGGCUAUGUUUGAUUAUAACCCUAGAGAAAGUUCUCCAAAUAUGGAUGUGGAGGCAGAAUUAAGCUUCACUGCUGGGGACAUCAUAACUGUGUUUGGACCAAUGGAUGAAGAUGGGUUCUUUUAUGGGGAGCUCAAUGGGCAGAGAGGAUUUGUUCCCUCCAAUUACUUAGAAGUUUCCCAGACACAAACUAAAGAACUGAGGUCACAAGAAAGUGUUCAUGAAAGAGCAGAAAAGGUGAGGACAUCUGAAAUGACCUUAACUAGCCUUCCUCAAAAGCUGAUUUCUGAAACCGUUUUAGGAGCACCCUUACUUUGA